UUUUAUUAAUUAAAUUAAAAGUUGAAUUGGCUUGACGCUUGGAACUACUGCUGCUCAGUCGGGAUGAAAUUGGCUUCGGUUUCGGACUACGAUGAACUGCGCUGCCUCUCGAAAAUGGUCAAUCGAUACCCUGCAGCAGUGUACCCGCAUCAAACAAACCGUGACUUCUGGACUUCUGGCUCGAAUCUGGACUGCGCCGGGCCUCAUUUUUGGUGCUCGGAAGGCGAAAAAUGGCGUCAGGAUGAUUUUCCAGGCGAAAACUGGAAGGGAGGACGGCCGCCAUCGCAAGUGGCCGGCAACUGCAUUUUCAUCAACCUGUCAAACAGCUCCAUUCUUGGAGCCGAACUCUGUUCUGUUGAAAAACAAUUUCUCUGCGAGGUCUUGGGAAAUGAAAACAAAUCGAUGCGGAUCAAGGAAACUUGCAAGGAACUUUGGGACGUCAGCGACCAGGAAAUCGAUGAUCAAAUUUUGAACGCGUCCGCCCUCCAAGCGCCGAGCAAAAGGAAUUUGAUGUGCUACAUCCGAUGCUGCGGCGUUCGGGGCGAAGUCAUUAAGUACGGACAGCUGAUGACCGAGCUUAUAAUUCGCAACCUUGAGGACCUGACUGUCGACGACCCAGCCCUGAUGCAGUCCUCCUUCGACGGACUCGACAAAUGCACUUCAAUUCGCCACGACGACGAGUGCAAAAUGUUCUCCGAAUCGUAUUACUGCGGCAAAAGGACGGAUCCAACCCUGACAACGGCCCUCCUGGACGCCAACAAAGGAGGAUCAACCGUGGGUUUAUUUAAAUAA
This is a messenger RNA of Cloeon dipterum, 792 nucleotides long. RefSeq lists its product as uncharacterized. Lineage: Eukaryota; Metazoa; Arthropoda; Insecta; Ephemeroptera; Baetidae. The record is from RefSeq and is a predicted model, not a curated record. The transcript is spliced from 6 exons. Gene Ontology annotation, molecular function: odorant binding. Bases 64 to 792 code for a protein of 242 amino acids.